UAGCGAUACCCUUUCCGCACAUCUAGUUCUGCUUCCGUGACCGCUUCCAUAGUCACGAUGCAGGCUAUCCGACAGCCGCUGCGCUCAGCGCUUUCAAAAGCCACGACCAGGCAGUAUGCGACCGGUUCGUCGCAGUAUGCCGAGACCAUCAAGAAUCUCCGCAUCAACGGCGAGACCAAGGUGCUUUUCCAGGGCUUCACUGGAAAGCAGGGAACCUUCCACGCACAGCAGGCCAUCGAGUACGGCACAAAGGUUGUUGGAGGCACAAACCCCAAGAAGGCUGGCACUGAGCAUCUCGGCCUGCCCGUCUUCAAGAACGUAGCGGACGCCAUCAGAGAGACUCAAGCUACCGCUACCGCCAUUUUCGUCCCGCCACCGGUCGCUGCGGCGAGUAUCGAGGAGGCCAUCGCUGCGGAGGUGCCUUUGAUUGUGACUAUCACUGAGGGAAUCCCACAACACGACAUGGUUCGCAUCACGGAUAUGCUCAAGACGCAGAACAAGUCUCGCAUGGUCGGCCCUAACUGCCCUGGUAUCAUCGCUCCCGGCCAAUGCAAGAUCGGAAUCAUGCCCGGCUUCAUCCACAAGCGCGGCCGCGUCGGUAUCGUCUCCCGUUCCGGAACCCUCACCUACGAGGCCGUAAACCAGACCACCCAAGCCGGUCUUGGCCAGUCGCUUGUCGUUGGUAUCGGUGGUGACCCCUUCUCCGGAACCAACUUUAUCGACUGCUUGAAGGUCUUCCUGCAAGACGAGGAGACGGACGGUAUUAUCAUGAUUGGCGAGAUUGGUGGUUCAGCUGAGGAGGAUGCUGCGGACUUUUUGAAGGAGUACAACACUGCCAACAAGCCCGUUGUUAGCUUCAUUGCUGGUAUCUCUGCGCCACCGGGCAGGAGAAUGGGUCACGCUGGUGCUAUUGUCAGCGGUGGAAAGGGCGAUGCCAACUCGAAGAUCAAUGCCCUUGAGGCUGCUGGUGUCAUUGUCGAGCGCUCGCCUGCUAAGCUUGGAUCAGCUCUGUACGACCAGUUCGUCAAGCGUGAUCUGAUAUAAUUGUGCGAUGAGUACCGAGGGGUUUCAUUUCCUGGUUCAAGGUUCAGAGCGAGCGUCUGAUUUGGGCAGAUGGCAGUUGCUGCACGAAAGGAUGCUUUGUACCCAAUCUCGUCUAUUGUACAUUUAGUCAUUUAGAGCAAAGUACAAGUCUGCAUG
Messenger RNA from Cucurbitaria berberidis CBS 394.84, 1200 nucleotides. RefSeq names its product succinyl-CoA ligase-like protein subunit alpha. The record is from RefSeq and is a predicted model, not a curated record. NCBI's taxonomy places the organism in Eukaryota, Fungi, Ascomycota, Dothideomycetes, Pleosporales, Cucurbitariaceae. Gene Ontology annotation, molecular function: succinate-CoA ligase (ADP-forming) activity; succinate-CoA ligase (GDP-forming) activity. The coding region runs from base 58 to 1044 and encodes 328 amino acids. Gene Ontology annotation, cellular component: succinate-CoA ligase complex (ADP-forming); mitochondrion. Gene Ontology annotation, biological process: tricarboxylic acid cycle. The transcript is spliced from 7 exons.